Molecule: messenger RNA, 5210 nt
Organism: Mytilus californianus (California mussel)
Lineage: Eukaryota; Metazoa; Mollusca; Bivalvia; Mytilida; Mytilidae
Product: serine/threonine-protein phosphatase 6 regulatory ankyrin repeat subunit B-like
Exons: 5
Coding region: 102-1076 (324 amino acids)
Cellular component (GO): cytoplasm; nucleus
Molecular function (GO): protein binding
Source: RefSeq, a predicted model, not a curated record
CAUCUGGUGACAAUUUAAUAAUGAGCAAAAUGUUUGUCAAUAGUUGACAGAAGGAUCUACACCCUUUUAUUUAUAUUAUUAAUUGAAUUCGCCCGUUCAGCAUGGGCAAUUCAAAAUCCACAAAAUGUGCAGAGACAGUUUCUCUUGGGAUGCCUCAGAAGGAAAGGGAUCUCCAUCUGGCUGUGAUGGCUAAUGAUAAAGAGGGAGUAAAAUUAUGUGUUACACAUGGAGCUGAUCUGAACUAUCCCUGGAGUAAUCCUGAUGUACCUAGUGUUAAAGAUAGUACAACACCUCUGUUGGCAGCUGUUUCUCUAAACCAUGUAGAAAUUACUGAGAUUUUGAUAAGAGCAGGGGCAAAGAUAAAUUUGACUGAUAGAAAUGACUGCACACCUCUGUAUAAAGCUGCUUUCCAUGGGAGACCUGUCCUGCUAGAUAUUUUGUUAAAAGCUGGUGCCGACAUUAACAAAUGUGACAAAGCUGGACAGACUCCAUUGUAUAUAUGUGUACAGAAUGCAAUUGUACAUUCCAGUUAUAGAGCUGUAGAAAGACUUCUCAGUGGUGGGGCAUCAUUACAGUUGUCUGACAAUGCUGGUAAAUCUCCAUUGCAUGUAGCAGCCCACUGGAAACUGAAAGAUAUGAUUAAAAUUCUUCUCAGAGCAGAAAACGAUGUUAAUAAACUUGAUAACAAGGGUCGUACCCCUCUGUAUGUAUGUGUCAGCUCGCUCAGUACUGGUCUAUACAAGGAAGAUUUGAAAUACCAAGUUCCAUGUAUCAAGGUCCUGUAUUCUGCUGGGUGUGAUAUGUUGAACUUGACAGACUGGAUCAAAUGGAAGGGGCCCGGCAUUCCAGAGGAACUGAUGGCUGAUGAUCCAGCAUUCCUGGAAUGGUACAAAAGUAAUAUGAACUCGCCACAUAGUCUGGCUAAUCUUAGUCGUCUAGUCAUACAAAAGAGACUUUACCAGCACCGAAAAAGAAAUAUUGUUCAACUGGUUCCAAAAUUACCAGUUCCUUGUAAAGUGAAGACUUAUUUGAGCCGAGCUAUGUUUCAUCUUCCCACUCCCACCACAUCUAUCUAGCCUACAACAUAUAACAAUGUUUGAAAACAUUGUCAGGCCAGUGGUCAAAUCCAUUUUUUGCACACAUAAUGCAUAAGAAAAGAAAGUUUAUGUUGUAAAUUCUCAGUAUGAAAUGGCAAGGAUUAGCAGUGGCCAGAAGAAAAUAGACCUUUCGACAUCAGAUUCGAUUAGAUAUCCUUUCAUUUUAACUAUUUUGAUGUGUAAACUUAGUGUUACAGGCAGUUAUUUUAGUGCAAAGGUUCUUUUUAUGGAAAACCCAUGAUGGAAAAUAAAAAAGCAGUUUCGUUAUCAUGAUUAAUAUUAAAUCAAACUAAUUUCUUUAAGGUUUCUUAUUGUAAGAUUUAUGUAAGGAUAUCGACGAAAUAUUAUCCAGUUCUCAGAUAAAAUGGCAUAAGGGAAAAAAUUUCACUGGCUGUGAUUUAAUGGUGAUUGGAAUUUAACAUAAAAUUGUGUGUAUUUAAAUUUUCAAAUUCUAAAAUGAGAACCAAAUGUUGAUGUAAUGCUGGCUCUCAUUCUUUGUUGUAAAAACAUAUAUCUCAAAACCAUUAUGAAAACUUUUAUCAUGUGCAGGAGGUUUUUUUGCAAAAAAUACUAAUCAAGAGAAGCUAAAAUUUCUGGUGAAGGAAAUUUUUACGUAAAUCCCCCUCCUGAACAUAAUUUAUCUGUUUAAUUACACUGAAUAUCAAUAGCAAUGGUUCAGUUAAACAUUCUUAAAACUUAAUUCCAUUAUUCUUUCGCUAUCAACAUUUUCAAGACAUUAGCAAAACAGUCCCAUUUAAAAAAGCUCACAAAUGUUCAAGAGUCUCAAUGAAGGUUAAAAAAGGCAUAUAUUGAUAUGGCAAAAUCCACCUAAGAGAGGGGGUUAAACAUGUAAAAGGCAUAUCCUAUGAACAAAAAUUAAUAAGAUGAUAAAAAAUUACAUGAAAAAUGCACUAGCUAUCAACCAAUCAAAAUCUAGGAUGCUGAAUGAAUUUCAGUUUGGCCUUAGAAAUAAACAAAAGAGAAAUGAUAUAUUUUACAUCAAAGCUGUUGUAUUCUCUAGAAUUAACUAAUGUUGCAAUGUUAAAAAUCAGACUAUAGGAUCUUUUGUGAUUUUGUAGACCAGAAAUAAAUUAUAAUGUAAAAUUGAAAAGAGGCUGGUCCUCUUUUGCUCUAGAUCUCUCUCUUUUGCCAAAAAAUUUUUAUUGACAAAAUUCUGAUAAAAAACUCAAUGUCAACUUGCAUAAACAUAGUUUUUGUUGACAGUUUCUUAAAUAAUUUUGGAAGAUUUAAAAGCUUUGAUGUAGAAUGCAUCAUGCAGAUUUACUUGCAGCCUUUUUCUAAAAAUAGAUAGAUUCAACUCUAACGCAGUAAGAUAUAUAAAUUGCUAUGGACAUUUUAAAACAUAGAUUUUUUCAUUGCCCAUUUUUUUUCUUCAAGUCGAUGAGUUUAUUUUUAGUCACUGAAUCAACUACCUUGUAUGGAUACAUUCUAUUAAGCUGAUUUUUGGGUUUUUUUUUAAAGUGCUUAGGGCUAUUCCAGGAAAAAAAUUAUUCCAUCAGAGAUUAAACCCUGGGGAAAAUACAACAGAAAUUUUACACUUGUGUACUUCUUCCAAAAGAAAAGGUGUAUUGAUUAAUGACUGUUUCAAUUUCAUGGCUGAAAAAUUACUGUAAAUUCAGAAAUUAUUGUGUGACAAAAAUGCGAAAUUUAUUAUUGCGAUUUCAGGAUAAUCUGCAUACAGAUAUAUACAUCAGAUAUCAGAGUGCAAGUUCUUAUUAUUGCGAUUCUCACCCAGUCACAUUUUUCGCAAUAAUAAAAACCUCCCAAUAAUUUCUGAAUUUACAGUACCUCAAAGUAGUGAAAGCAAGAAACUUUUUCUGGUUCAUACUAUUUAUGGAACAUUGUUUAGGCUGAAAUCAAAAUUUUUUUUUCAUUUGGCAUUGUUAAUGACCUGAUAUAUAAAAUUUUUAUUUCCCUGUAAUUUAAAUAUUGUGAAAUUUAAUAUCCCAGGACUGAAUUCAUCGGAUUUUGAGCAGUGAGUAGCUAUAAUGUUUAGCCUCAAAGAGUUAAAAAUGAUUCGUAAAUAUUAACUACAUGUAUUAUAUUGUUUGAUUUUAAAAGUGACGAUUUUUGCAUUUUUAUACGACCGCAAAAAAAUUUUUGUGGUCAAAUAUUGGUAUGACGUUGGCCUCGUCGUCGUCGUCCGAAGACACAUUAGUUUUCGCACUCUAACUUGAGUUUAAGUGAAUGGAUCUCAAUGAAAUUUUACCAUAAGGUUCAAUACCACAAAAGAAAGGUGGGGAUUGAUUUUGGGGGUUAUGGUACCAACAGUUAAGGAAUUAGGGGCCAAAAAUAAGCAUUUUUGUAACUUCCAGACAUAACUUGUGUGUAAGUGUAUGGAUCUCUCUGACAUUGUACCACAAGGUUCCAUAUCACAAAGGGAAUGCUGGGAUUGAUUUUGGGGGUAAUUGCCUCCAAAUUUUGGGAAUUAGGGGCAAAAAACAAGCAUUUUUCUAGUUUCAUGACAAUAACUUGUGUGUAAGUCUAUUAUGGAUCUCUCUGACAUUGUAUCACAAGGUUCCAUAUCACAAAGGGAAUGCUGGGAUUGAUUUUGGGGGUAAUUGCCUUCAAAUUUUAGGAAUUAGGGGCCAAAAAGAGACAAAAAACAAGCAUUUUUCUAGUUUCAUGACAAUAACUUGUGUAUAAGUGUAUGGAUCUUUAUGAAAUUGUACUACAAGGUUCCAUAUCACAAAGGGAAAGCUGGAACUGAGUUUGGGUGUAAUUGCCCCAAAAGUUUAGGAAUAAGGGGCCAAAAAUAAGCAUUUUUCUAGUUUCCAGACAAUAACUUGUGUUCAAGUGUAUGGAUCUCUCUGAAAUUGUACUGCAAGGUACCAUACCACAAAGGGAAGGCUUGGAAUGAUUUUGGGGGUAAUUCCCUCAAAAUUUUAGUAAUUAGGGGCCAUAAAAGGGCAAAAAAACAAGCAUUUUUCUAGUUUCAGGACAAUAACUUGUGUGUAAGUGUAUGGAUUUUUAUGAAAUUGUACUGCAAGGUUCCAUAUCACAAAGGGAAAGCUGGGUUUGAGUUUGGGGGUAAUUGCCCUAAACGUCUAGGAAUUUGGGGCCAAAAAGGGGCCAAAAAACAAGCAUUUUUCUAGUUUCCAGACAAUAACUUGUGUUCAAGUGUAUGGAUCUCUCUGAAAUUGUACUGCAAGGUACCAUACCACAAAGGGAAGGCUGGGAUUGAGUUUGGGGGUGAUGAAUCAUAAGGGGGUUCAAAAAAUUUUGGGGGGGAUUUUUUUUUCUUUUUUUUUCUUUAAAAUUUUCCAUUUUAAAUUGGUUAUUUCUGAUUUAUAUAUAAAAGCAAAUAAUAAUGAUAUGGUGUGAAUAGGUAGAUUAAAAAUUUUUAAGUUCUUAGACCACUUUCAUUCUGUGUCAGAAACCUAUGCUGUGUCAAAUAUUUAAUUACAAUCCAAAUUCAGUGCUGUAUCAAGCUUGAAUGUUGUGUCCAUACUUGCCCCAACUGUUCAGGGUUCGACCUCUGCGGUCGUAUCAAGCUGUGCCCCAGCGGAGCAUUUUAUUUUAUCAAGAUAUUCAUUAUUGUGGGGGAAAUAUUUGCAUUUAAAUUUUACAUGCUAAUUAUAUAGAUGUGUACUUUGUAUAUAAAGUUUGGAUUGUUCCUAAAUCUUCAAAGUGAGUUGACUAUCAUCCAUAGAGAAUCUCAUUAAAUUUAUUCCCUUCCAUUUUUAUACAACUGCAAAAAAUUUUGCGGUUGCAUAUUGGUAUCAAGUCCUAGUCGUCGUCGUCCGAAGACAUUUGGUUUCAGGACAAUAACUUUAGUAAAUGUAAAUAGAAAUCUAUGAAAUUUAAACACAAGGUUUAUAACCACUAAAGGAAGGUUGGGUUUGAUUUUGGGGUUAAAGUCCUAACAGAUUAGGAAUUGGGGGCCAAAAAGGGGCCCAAAUAAGCAUUUUUCUAGUUUCCAGACAAUAACUUGUGGAACGGUGUAUGGAUCUCUCUGAAAUUAUACCACAAGUUUCCAUACCACAAAGGGAUGGUUAGGAUUGGCUUUGGGGGGUUUUGGCUCAAACCAUUUAGGAAUUAGGGGCAAAAAAGUGAGAAAAAACAAGGAUGUCCUGGUUAAUGGACAAUUAC